AUGGCCUUCGACGACAUCGAGAAGCAGUACCAGAUAUCAUCCCAUGUCCGCAAUAAUGGUCUCUCCAAUAAAUUCCCCACCCUGUCAGAGGCCCAGAAUAGUACAGACAUCGACAAUGAUGCCCUCCAUGUCUCUGCCGACAAGCUCGCGCGCAAUCUCUCCGCUCGUCAAGUCCAGAUGAUUGCCAUCGGCGGCACCAUUGGCACUGGAUUGUUUCUGGGAACAGGAAAGUCCCUCUCCAAUGGUGGUCCGGCGUCCAUGUUGAUCUCCUAUGCCAUCUGCGGUGGUAUUGUAUUCGUGACCAUGUUGUCCUUGGGUGAGAUGGCAGCCUUCGUCCCGGUUGCCGGGUCCUUUUGUACGUUUGCAGGUCGCUUCGUCGAUGAUGCUCUGGGGUUCGCCCUUACCUGGAACUACUGGUUCAAUGAUGCCGUGUCGACGGCGUCGGAUCUUAUUGCGCUUCAGCUGUUGCUCCAGUUCUGGACUGAUAACUUUCCCGGAUGGGCGAUCAGUCUGAUUUUCCUCUUUGUUGUUAUUUCGUUUAAUAUCUUGUCCGUGAGGUGUUAUGGAGAGGUUGAAUACUGGCUCAGUCUUCUAAAAGUUGCAACGAUCGUGGUCUUCAUCAUCCUUGGUAUCGCAGUCAACUGCGGCGGAAAUACCGAGCACAAGUACAUUGGAGGCAAAAACUGGCAUAUUGGAGAUGCUCCUUUCGUUGGCGGCAUUGGUGGCUUCGCCUCUGUCUUUGUCACGGCUUCAUUUGCAUUUGGUGGGACUGAAUCUAUCGCCAUCACAGCAGGAGAGACUAAGGAUCCAGCCAAAAACCUGCCCCGUGUUGUCCGCAAUGUCUUCUGGCGGAUCAUUCUAUUCUACAUUUUGUCUAUCCUUAUUGUUGGCCUGAACGUGCCAUAUAACUAUCCAAAAUUAUCGUCCGGUGAUACCAGCACCAGUCCCUUCACGAUUGUUUUUGUUCAAGCGGGCAGUAAUGUCGCGGGCAGUUUCAUUAACGCCGUUAUCAUGACGAGCGCCAUCUCCGCUGCCAACCAUGCCUUAUUCGCCGGAUCCCGCUUAUUGUAUACCUUGGCUGUUGAUGGGUACGCACCACGGUUCUUUGGGGAGUUGAAUCGUUUCAAGAUUCCCUGGGUGGCUGUCCUGGCGACAUCUUCCGUUAGUGGACUAUGCUUUGGAGUUAGUUACAUUGGUGCUGGGCAGGUGUGGUCUUGGCUACAGAAGUGGGUGUCCCCCCAACCAAAGUUCUCUAUUUCUUUCUAGUCCUAAUGGCGUUGCCAGCAUCGUCGGUGUCUCCAACCAACUGUCUUGGUUGUGCAUCGGUAUUGCCUCCCUCCGAUUCCGUGCUGCCAUCCGCGCCCAGAACCUCGAAUCUCUUCUGCCCUUCAAGAACUGGACUUACCCGUUUGGUCCCAUCAUCGCCGUCGUGCUAAAUAUUGUCCUCAUCCUCGUGCAGGGCUGGUCAUGCUUCAGCCCCAGGUUUAAGGUAGUUGACUUUUUCUCAUACUACAUCGAGAUCCCCAUUAUGAUCGUCAUGUUCCUGGGUUGGAAGCUGGUCAAGAGGACCCGGUUCGUGAGAGUAAAUGAGAUGGAUCUCGUCACGGAUCGCUUUGAUUUGAGUGAGAAUAACCUUGCUGGUUUCGACAGUAGCGGCGCUGGUUUAGACGUCGGUCAUCAUACUGUUCAUGCUGAUGCUGCUAACCGGGCUUCUCAAGGCUGGAAGUCCAAGUUGUUUGCUCCCGGUCCCGGAAAAAAGGGCUUUGCUCCUAAGGUGAAGCGGUUUGGGAUGUGGUUGUUUCUAUGAUUAUAGUAUAGUAUUAAUUUCUAGCAAUAGCUAACAUAGAUAUCGAAUCUACUUCAACAUUUCAUGGGUAAAGUUGAUUGUUCUCAUUGCAGAUGGCAUCAUGAUGUAGUCAAAAUGUAUGGUACCGGUAGAUUUUAUAUAUAUUCCACAAAGAA
This is a messenger RNA of Monascus purpureus, 1962 nucleotides long. The record is from the annotation of a GenBank genome assembly. Lineage: Eukaryota; Fungi; Ascomycota; Eurotiomycetes; Eurotiales; Aspergillaceae.